This is a messenger RNA of Seriola aureovittata, 3069 nucleotides long. It is a transcript of the gene cnih4, whose product is annotated as cornichon family AMPA receptor auxiliary protein 4. The record is from RefSeq and is a predicted model, not a curated record. Gene Ontology annotation, cellular component: endoplasmic reticulum membrane; COPII-coated ER to Golgi transport vesicle. Gene Ontology annotation, biological process: endoplasmic reticulum to Golgi vesicle-mediated transport. The transcript has 5 exons. NCBI's taxonomy places the organism in Eukaryota, Metazoa, Chordata, Actinopteri, Carangiformes, Carangidae. The coding region runs from base 58 to 477 and encodes 139 amino acids.
CCGCGCAGGAUGAGCGCCGGCCGGAAAUAACAGUGAGUGAGUGACGGAAGAAGAAAGAUGGAGGCGGCAGUGUUCAUUCUGUCGCUGGUGGACUGCUGUGCACUGAUUUUCCUCUCGGUCUACUUUAUCAUCACCCUGUCUGACCUGGAGUGUGACUACAUCAAUGCUCGAGCCUGCUGCUCCAAACUCAACAAAUGGGUAAUUCCAGAGAUGGUGGGCCAGUGUCUCUCCACCAUGCUGAUGCUGGUCUCCAUGCACUGGUUCAUCCUCCUCCUCAACCUGCCUGUAGCAGCUUGGAACAUUUACAGGCACGUGAAGGUCCCUAUGGGAAACAUGGGCGUGUUUGACCCCACUGAGAUCCACAACCGAGGUCAGCUCAAGUCCCACAUGAAGGAGGCCAUGAUCAAACUGGGCUACCACCUGCUCUGCUUCUUCAUUUACCUGUACAGCAUGAUCCUGGCUCUGAUCAACGACUGAAGCUCUCAGCAGCCUCUCUGACCCCAGCUGCCAAAUCCCACACUCCAGGGUCCAACCCCCCCAACCCACCCCCCCAACACCCCCACCCCGCUCCUGCUCCAGUCCUGUGUGCACCAACCCUAUCAGAACAGCCCAGAGAACACGUUCACUGUAACUGUGGUCGAGUUCACUGUUAUGUGUGUUGUCAGAAUCCCAGAGUUUGAACUGUUUAACACUUCAGUACCAUCGUGAUGAAACUCUACUGUGAUCAGUUUUUUUAUUAUUAGCAGCAGCAGCAGCAGCAGUUACUCAGCCUCUACUGGCUGUAAGACACAUCUCCACAGGGUGGGCUUCCUUCAACAGACACACACACACACACACACACACACACACACACACACACACACACACACACACACACACACCCCCCCGGCACCAACAGCUCCACUGUCAGCGUCGCAUUUCCUCCUCAUUCUGGUGUCUGCAGCUGAUUGGAUAUUUAGAUGUACCUUAUCAUUUGUUGCCGUGGAUCAGUGCACAGUUCAGCUGCUGGCGUGUCACCACAGGAUGUGAAGCAGCUGUGCUGUGCUCAGGCCUUCAGCUCUGAGACACAGGUAGCUCCAUGUUAGGCUCCUCCAUCACUCCUUGAAACUGUUGAGGUGGAAACGUGGUGGACUGAGUGUUUCAGCUGUUUGCAGGUCGAGUCUACGUCCACAUGACUAUGCUUUCGUUUUAAAACGCAUCUCUUCUGCUCUCCUGUCCACACUACUCUGGAGUUUUCUAGCACUUAAAAUGGAAACGCUGCUGGUUCCGUUUUAGUUUGAAAGGUCCGGGGUUGUGUUGCUAUCUGGACAGGUGAAAACGGAGACCUUAGGAAACGAUGAUGUAGACGCCCACAGUCGCUCCUCGAUUGGGUCUUAUCUCCCUCGACUACCAGUGGUGAAUACAACAUGACAAUGAAAGUGUUACUGACCUUGUUGUCUUUGCUAGCAGCUGUUGAGGAGUUUAAUUCUGCAUUUUAACACUGCAGCUGUCUUCGCUGUUCCUCGUUCAUAGUGUUUUUUGCAACUAAUCAGCUGCAGAGUAGACAAUCUGCUUCCUGUUUACACCGGCUCGCGCAUGCUCAGUGUACGUGAUUGCUCAGGUAUGGAUGUGUUUUCAGCUGUGACAGUCUGGACAGAGAUCGUUUUCAUUUGAAAACGUAGUAGUGUGGACGUAGCCCGAGGCCGUGCUGACUGAUCCUCCUCCACCUGUGCUGCUGCUGAGAGUCUGACGUGUCUCCUCAUCAGUGAUCUUCAACUGACUCAGUGUGUUGAGUGUUAGAAGAGGCCGUUCUUGUGCCUUUUUCUUUUUGCUUCCACAAGUAAAACUUCAUGUGAUUUGCAGUUUGUUCUGAUUUAGAAAAACCUGGAUCAGAUCCACAGUGGUGGGAAAAUGGCCGACAGGUGUGUUUGUCACUCCUGCAUGUUUAUUGGAUCAGGGACAACGUGACAACAUAUUUCUUCUCUCACAGACACGGACUCAAAGCAAAUCAAAGGAAAAUCCACAUAAAGCAAUAAUAGUAACUUUGAGCUGCACAGCACUGUUCAGGGACAAAGACAAAGGAUAACAAGUACGGUAAAUAAAAUCCAAAACAAGAUCAAGUCAUUUUAACCGUCAUAACCAACACCAGUGAGGAGAUUUAGAUGGACACACUGAGUCAGUGUGAAUAAAGCUGAAGGGGGAGAGCAUCGACUCAGGUGUUCAGACUGACUGAACCAGAACCAGUCACAGUUCAGUCACCUGCUGAUGGAUGUGUCCUGUCACACUCUCCCACUUCACUGCAGCUUGUUUAACUCAUGUGGUCAAAGGUUUAUCAAAGACAGGAACUCUGUGACGUUUGUACUGAAGUGAGGUGAAACUCUGUGAUUGUGACGAUGCCAGUGAUCAUCACUGAUAAUGUUCUGAGAGUCUUUGUGCAAACAGAAGCUGCCAGACCUCCACCUGAUCAACCACUACAGCCCCCCCCCCCCCCCCCCCACACACACACACACACACACACACCAAUUGAUAAAUAUACAGUCAUAUUUGAUCCAUAUAAGUCUGUGUCACUGGGCAGACUGAAGGACAAUCACACAAACCACACAUGUCAGUCCUGUGUCACUGUGUCUGGUGUUGUUGUGCUAGAGGGAUGUGACAUCACAGCUGGAUUCUCUGAGCUGGGGUGUCAUUUGUUUUGCCAUAAAACAGGUUAAUGAAAGCAGUGACUCUGUGUGUGCAUGUGUGUGCGUCUGUGCAUGUGUGUGUGUGCGUGUGCGUGCGUGGUACUGUAUGAGUCUGGAUUCGACUCAGUCCUGCUCUGAUGAUGUUUACUGACUGACUUCAGCAUUGAACUCUCUGUAUGUGAAACUGUGGCGUUGUCUGGGUCGGAGGAUGGCGGAUGUUUGCUCUCCUCUGUGUCAGGCCGUUCAUGUUGUUCCGGAGCCACUUCUCUCUUCAGUGUGGGUGAACCGGGAGAACUGGUGAAUGGGUUCCUGUGUGAUUGACACCACAGUAUAAUGUCGUAUGAAUUGUUCGGUAUGUUUCUGGAGGGAAAUGUGGAGUUUCAUAAAUAAACAUGAAAGACAAACUGUU